Salmo salar (Atlantic salmon) is the source of this 1065-nucleotide messenger RNA. It is a transcript of the gene opn1sw2, whose product is annotated as opsin 1 (cone pigments), short-wave-sensitive 2. Gene Ontology annotation, molecular function: G protein-coupled receptor activity. Gene Ontology annotation, cellular component: membrane. The record is from RefSeq and is marked provisional. Lineage: Eukaryota; Metazoa; Chordata; Actinopteri; Salmoniformes; Salmonidae. Gene Ontology annotation, biological process: visual perception; phototransduction; G protein-coupled receptor signaling pathway.
AUGAACACAAUGAGGUCGAAUGCUCGCCCCGUGGAGCUCCAGGAGGGAUUCUACAUCCCUAUCGCGCUGGAUACCAACAACAUCACUUCACUCAGCCCCUUCCUGGUUCCUCAGGACCACCUGGCGGGCAGUGCUGUCUUCUAUGGCAUGUCAUUUUUCAUGUUCUUCCUAUUUGUUGCCGGCACUGCUAUCAACGUCCUUACCAUCGUGUGUACUAUCCAGUUCAAGAAGCUGCGAUCCCAUCUCAACUACAUUCUGGUGAACUUGGCAAUAGCUAACCUGCUGGUGUCCAUGUUUGGAUCCUCCACCGCCUGCUUGUCCUUUGGCAACAGAUACUUUAUCAUGGGAUCGGUUGCAUGCCAGAUUGAGGGAUUUACAGCUACUCUUGGCGGUAUGGUGAGCUUAUGGUCUCUCUCAGUAGUGGCGUUUGAAAGAUGGUUGGUUAUUUGUAAGCCAGUCGGUAACUUUCAAUUCAAGAGCACACAUGCAAUACUUGGCUGUGCAAUCACUUGGGUGUUUGGGUUGGCUGCCAGUCUUCCCCCUCUGUUUGGCUGGAGUAGAUACAUUCCAGAAGGUCUCCAGUGCUCCUGUGGACCAGACUGGUACACCACAAACAACAAAUACAACAAUGAGUCCUAUGUCAUGUUCCUCUUCUUCUUCUGCUUCGGCGUCCCAUUCAGUGUCAUUGUUUUCUGCUAUGCCCAGCUGCUCUUCAUGAUGAAGGCGGCUGCCGCGGCACAGGCAGACUCUGCCUCCACCCAGAAGGCAGAGAAGGAGGUCACCAAGAUGGUGGUGGUGAUGGUGGUGGGCUUCCUAGUGUGCUGGAUGCCCUACGCCUCCUUUGCUGUCUGGGUUGUACAAAACCGCGGUGCACCCUUUGAUCUCCGAUUGGCCUCCAUACCUUCCUGCUUCUCCAAGGCCUCCACAGUCUACAACCCUCUCAUCUAUGUCUUCAUGAAUAAGCUGUUCCGCUCAUGCAUGAUGAAUUUGCUGGGAUUGAAGUCCGGAGAUGAUGAGGAAGCAUCAUCAACAUCCUCAGUCACUCAAGUGUCUUCUGCUGGUUAA